Messenger RNA from Carcharodon carcharias (great white shark), 2899 nucleotides. RefSeq names its product threonine synthase-like 1. NCBI's taxonomy places the organism in Eukaryota, Metazoa, Chordata, Chondrichthyes, Lamniformes, Lamnidae. The transcript is spliced from 3 exons. Bases 390 to 2624 code for a protein of 744 amino acids. The record is from RefSeq and is a predicted model, not a curated record. Gene Ontology annotation, cellular component: cytoplasm.
CGGGCUUCGGGCCUCGGAGCUGGGCGGGCCCCGGGCUUCGAGCCCCGGAGCUGGGCGGGCUUCGGGCCUCGGCUUCCUGCGGGGUGACGGAGGGUUCGGUUGUUCCAUGUCUGUCCCGGGUUCCUUGCUUUACCUCAGGAACGCUGGGCGACUACUGGAGAUCUCACUCCCUGGAUGACGACUGACAAAAGCACUAAAGAAAACACGGGCCAGGAAUUUACGGCCCUUCCCGCCCAAUGGGAUAUUACGGUCCCACUGAAUUUAAUGGAGAUAUAAUUGGCUCAUCGCAUCCGCUGGGGAGGGAGACACGCCACGGCGGGGCUGUUUAAAUCCUGGCCAUGGAGAUCUUCAAUGUGAGAACUUAUGCCCUUUUCUGACUGAAGAUCAAGAUGACCAGGCUGAUUCACCUGACGCACAGACUUUUUCACAGAUAUGCCUGUGAUCAACUUUUAAUUCCAAUGAGCAGGAAUAUUGCUUUAACAUUUUUAAAAAUGUACCCUUUUUCAAAAUGUUCUAAGUCAAUGUUGUCCACACCUAGCUCACUUGUUGGCGAAAAGAACAUUGUUCUUCAGGGUGCUCCUGGUGCAGGGAAGACAACAGUAGCAAUGUUUGUUGGCCAGAUUACCGGCCUUCCUGUGAUAGAUAUCAAUGAGGUACUCGAAAAGACGUGGCACAUGAGUGUGGCCCAGAAGCUGCAGGAGGUUGGUGAUGAACUAUUUUUACAAGAGGAAGGAGAAACCAUUAAGAAGCUUUCAAUUGCCAGAAGUGUUAUUUCUCUUACUGGAUCCAAUCCUAUGCAUCCCAGCAGUAUGUACCACAUGAAAAAGACUGGAAUAGUUGUUUACCUUGAUGUGUCUCUUGAAGAUAUACAGCAGAGACUUGAAGGGAUGAAUGUAGAUCAUGUUGUUGGGUUGAGGCCUGGUGUUUCAAUACAAGAAAUGUUUCAUUACAGACAGCAGUUUUACCACCAGUGGUACGAUGUACGUGUCCUCUGUCAGGUUGGUGACACAGCUGAAGCCGUUGCUAAGAAGGUCCUUGAUGGUGUAAAGAGGUAUCAAGAUUCUGAGUCUGGAAAAUUUAUUUCCACCAGAAGUAUAGCUAAAGACUCUGAGUUCAGACGAGCUCCUAGCUUUUUCACUGAUGUUGUUAUUGAAGGCCUGGCUUUAGAUGGAGGUCUCUAUGUGCCUGCAGAUCAACUUCCAGAAUUGACUGCUGGAGAAUGGCAAAGAUUGGUUGGAGCUCCUUACACUGAACGAGCACAAGUCCUCCUCGAGAAGUGCAUCCAUCCUGAUGACGUGCCAGCUGUCAACCUGCGAGAGAUGGUGGUGAAAGCAUAUGGACGGAACUUCUCUUGUAACAAGAUAGCACCAGUCAGACAUUUGAGUGGCAGUCAGUUUAUUCUUGAAUUGUUUCAUGGGCCCACGGCUUCCUUCAAGGACUUUGCGUUGCAGAUGUUUCCACAAUUAUUUGCAUACUGCAUGCCUAGAAUUUGCAAUUAUCUGAUUCUAGCGGCUACAUCUGGGGAUACAGGGAGUGCUGUUCUGGAUGGUUUCCUUCGCCUCAGUGAUGCUGACAAACAAAGAAUUGCAGUUCUCACGUUCUUCCCUGAAGAGAGAAUUAGCCAGAUUCAGAAGGCACAGAUGAUUAGUUACAAAGCAGAAAAUGUAAAGGCUGUUGGUGUCAAAUCUGACUUUGAUUUCUGUCAGACAACCGUAAAACAAAUAUUCACAAAUCCUGAGUACACGGGCUUCCUAACCGUUGAGUAUGGGACAGCUUUGUGCACUGCAGACUCAAUAAACUGGGCUUGUCUGCUGCCACAGGUGGUCUAUCAUGCCUCCACUUAUCUUGAUCUUAUCAACCAAGGUGUAAUUACUUUUGGAGAUACAGUUGAUGUUUGCAUUCCCACAGGUAAUUUUAGCAACAUAUUGGCUGCGGUAUAUGCAAAAUGUAUGGGGAUUCCAAUUCGAAAAAUUAUUUGUGCUUCAAAUCAAAAUAACACCCUGACUGAUUUCAUAAGGACAGGCAAGUAUGAUUUGAGGUGGAGAAGUAUGACUGCUUCCUUAUCUCCUACAUUAGAUGUUGUCAAGUCCUCCAAUGUUGAACGAUAUUUACAUCUUGUUUCACAUGGUGAUGGGCAGCUGGUGAGCAAGCUGUUUUCCCAGCUGGAAGAACAAUGCUACUUUCAGGUGCCAAACACUUUACUGCAGAGAGUUCAACGUAAUUUUGUGGCAGACUGGUGUUCGGAGGAAGAGUGCCUGGAUGCUAUCUAUUCUGUUUAUAGAUCUACAGGUUACAUCCUGGAUAUGCACACGGCUCUGGCUAAAGUGGUAGCGGAUCGUCAGCAUGAUGGGAUCUGUCCUGUUGUUAUUGUGUCAACAGCUCAUCCUUGCAAAUCUGCAGCUGCCGUGCUACAGGCUCUGAGGGUUAAAGAAAUCAGCCAACACCCAAUUGAUCAGCUUCAGAUGUUGAACUCCCUAAAUUCCUUGCCUUCUAUUCACAAAGCUGUACUGGAGAGGCUUGGAAAGGUUCACAUCCAGGAAAGCCAAGUGUGUCCAGCAGAUCCGAGUGACAUUAUGGAUAAUAUAGAAAGAUUUAUUCAACAGAAAUUCAUGAAUGUUGCUUAAAUUGUACGUGCCUUGAUAUUUGCCUGUAAAUUCUCAGCUCACAACAAUUCAAGGUUGAGGAUUAUUGGGUUGAAAGCUGCUUGUAAGGUUUUUUUGACUAGAUUUUAAAAAUGCAUAUUUAUUUGUACAUCCUGCUGUGUUUAUUGGAUAUUCCUGGAGCACAUUUAAGUGGAAUCAUGUUAUAUAUUGGUUUGUACUUUUAAAGCUCCUGCAUCCACUCUGUAACAUCUUUAUUGUUAACAGAUUAUAAAGAGCAAGCCUUCUAAAGAUGGAAA